AUGUACCGAGACAUCGCCACGCAUGUUUACAAGCGGGCCGUCGCCUUUGGCGAAGGCAACGACGCCGUAUACAACAUCCCAGGAUGGGCUUGGCUAGUCAUCCUCUUGGACAUCAUCGUGUUCCUGCCAUUCGCCUACAUGGUUGGCUACACCCUCAACAAUAUCUUCCCAGUGCUUGCCAUGAUCGAGGACCCGUCGCCCCCCGCUUAUGAGCCUGUUUCCUUGAACACCGACGCCGACUCCCUGGCCGAAGACAACGCCGCGCUCGCCGACGAGGCUGCUCGUGGUGGCCAGGACACCCAGGCUAUCAGCUCCAGCUUCCGCGCCCUUCACCGCACCCUCUACGCCAUCUCCGGCCUGAGAUCCUACUUCCGUGGACUGGCUGCCUGGAUCGUCCUGACUGUGUCAGGACUUAUUGUUUACAGCAUCAUCAAGGAGACGUUCAUUCCCAACUUUGUUGCGGUUAUCAUCGCGGGUGUUUGCUUGGUUCAGCUUUACACUGCCUGGCUGCACAUUGUGAUCUCCGCCCCGUCGCCGAAGCGUUUCUACCAACGCCUGCCGCCAUUCAAGCAGGCAUUCCAGGCGUGCGCGCUGCCGACCGUUGCAUACAUGCUGGCUCUUGAGAUCCACACCGCAUUCCCUAAGUGGUUGGCUGGUGCCAUGGGCAUGACCACGCUGGAUCCCAACAACCCGGGCCAGGUCCCGCAGCCCAAGGCCGGCGAUAGCUGGAAGGGUCUGAUCGUCUUCAUCGUCGCCAUCGUUCUGACCGUCUUCGUAACUAUCCCCGCCCACGUUGUCCUCACCCGAGUUCAGGCGUCUCUGCUGCCCGAGGAGGACGAGACUAUUGUUCCUUUCGACCGAUCCUUCCAGGGCAAGCUGGAGCCUGCUAUUAUUGGUGGCCGUGGCUAUGUCACGAUCAUCGAUGCUUGGCAGACCUUCUCUCGCGCGUCAUGGAUCAGACUGGUGAAACUUUACGUCAAGAUUUUCCUGGUCAGCUUCGCUGUGUACUUUGCGAUGAUGCUUGUCUUGAUCCCCGAGGUCUUCUUGAUCGCUGCACACAGCCAGAAGGUCGAGUAA
This is a messenger RNA of Neoarthrinium moseri, 1077 nucleotides long. RefSeq lists its product as uncharacterized. The record is from RefSeq and is a predicted model, not a curated record. Lineage: Eukaryota; Fungi; Ascomycota; Sordariomycetes; Amphisphaeriales; Apiosporaceae. Bases 1 to 1077 code for a protein of 358 amino acids. The transcript has a single exon.